Messenger RNA from Trichogramma pretiosum, 1678 nucleotides. It is a transcript of the gene Abi, whose product is annotated as abl interactor 2. Bases 229 to 1569 code for a protein of 446 amino acids. Lineage: Eukaryota; Metazoa; Arthropoda; Insecta; Hymenoptera; Trichogrammatidae. The transcript has a single exon. The record is from RefSeq and is a predicted model, not a curated record. Gene Ontology annotation, molecular function: SH3 domain binding.
AAAAGCAUUAUCAUCAUCAUCAUGUAGCACUGCGUACGCACACAUACGGACAGACGCAGUUAUCGCCCGCAAACCGAAUUAUACUAAAGUUGACAGUACAGCUUUUGUGUACCCACAUUCCAACUUAUAAUGGCAUUCGAUCGCGCUCGUCCGUGACUUGAUGAACGCAUAUUUUUAUACUAGUUCGUGUGUAGUUCUUUGAUAUCGGAGUUUUUUAAAUAAACGAUCAUGGCUGAAUUGGCCACGCUCCUCCACCAGGAGAUCCCCGAGGGAAGACACAAUCUCGCGGACAGUCAUUCCAAUCUCGAACGAGUAGCCGAUUAUUGUGAAGCCAAUUAUUUUCAAGCCGAAAACAAACGGAUCGCUUUGGAGGAAACAAAGAAUUAUACGACACAAUCUUUGGCAAGUGUCGCUUAUCAAAUUAACACGCUUGCUUACAAUUUUCUUCAAUUGUUGGACUUGCAAUCCACUCAGCUUUCUGAGAUGGAAAGUCAAAUGAAUCAUAUUUCGCAAACUGUCAUGAUUCAUAAGGAAAAAGUAGCUAGGAGAGAAAUUGGAGUACUGACUGCCAACAAAAUGACAUCCAGACAAUACAAAAUCAUAGCUCCUGCCAAUCCAGAGAAGCCAAUCAAGUACGUCAGGAAGGGUAUCGAUUACAAUAUAUUGGAUGACAUAGGACAUGGAGUGAGAAGCGCUGGUACACCUAGAACUAAACAACGAGGAGGAAGCCAAAGCAGUGUGCAAAGUGUAGGAUCAUCUUCGGCAUCUGCCUUGGCCCCUAAUUUGGUGGGCCCAGCACCAACUACUAAGCCCCCUACACCACCUCAAGCAGGAAGAACAGGAACUUUGAGCAAAAGUUCUAAAGAAUAUCGCACCCCUCCAGCAGUUGCACCUCCUCAAGUGCCAAGUCAUUAUGCACCAAACUAUCCUUUGGGUCACCCACGAAGAGAGAGAGGUCCAGGUUACAGUACGCUUCCAUUACAACAUACUACUCAACAUAAUAAUAAUGCCAAUGCAACUAUGCAUCAUAUAAGUACACAACCACAAGUAGGAACUGUACAUCCUGUCCAAAGUCAUCCACAGACCAAUUCAGUAAAUGUUCACAGCAUAAAUGCAAUGCCAAUAAAUAACACCUAUACUCAAGAUCACGUUAAUAUGCCUCCUCCACCUUCACCAUUGAUUACUAAUGAAGAUAUGUCAGAUUAUGGUAGACAUGGCACUAUUCAUAGAUUUUCUCAUCAAAGUAAUCGUCAUGAAGGCAGCAGUCCUCCAUUACCUCCACCUCCUCCUCCAGAUCAAGAUGAAAUGUCACAGUUUGGUAGAUUAUCUCAUGGAUCUAUGAGAGCGAUUGUUCCUGAAGAAGAUGAUCUUCCAGGAUGGGUUCCAAAAAAUUAUAUAGAAAAAGUUGUUGCUAUUUACGAUUAUUAUGCAGAUAAAGAUGACGAGUUGAGUUUCCAAGAAAGUUCAGUAAUUUAUGUAUUGAAGAAAAAUGACGAUGGCUGGUGGGAAGGUGUUAUGGAUGGUAUCACUGGAUUGUUCCCUGGAAAUUAUGUUGAACACUGUGUUUAAUUUUUAAACAUCUCAUCAAUAAAAUGGGUGAAUACACUUAGACAUUCAUAUCUAUGCAUUUAUAUUAUAGUAAAUUCAUUUAAUAUUGUAUCAUAGCUUAUUAUUAUAA